Molecule: messenger RNA, 872 nt
Organism: Arabidopsis lyrata subsp. lyrata
Lineage: Eukaryota; Viridiplantae; Streptophyta; Magnoliopsida; Brassicales; Brassicaceae
Exons: 1
Coding region: 412-654 (80 amino acids)
Biological process (GO): negative regulation of cell population proliferation
Source: RefSeq, a predicted model, not a curated record
UUUUGUUAAAAUUUUUACUACGUGCGUUAGUGAGAUUUUUAGCAAUGCCUCUAAAGAAUCCCAUAUGUUAAAAAAAUAAGCCUAUAUUUUUGGGGAAAUAAAGUUAGCGAUAAAUAUAAUAUUUAAAUGAAUACUCAUAACUUUAUACAUGGUUAUUUUAUACAUACAAUUAUUAGUGUUAAUUUUUUUUGGACCGUUUUUAUCUUUUUUGUGUUCAAAAGGAUAUUUAUUUGUAAACCAUUAUAAAUGCGGAAGUACCCCAUACACUCUCUUCCUUAACUCUUCUUUAACUUUGCUGAAUUUCACAGAUUCAAGAAAAUAUCUCAAAUCCAUCAGUCUCCAACAAGAAUCAAACAAAACCAUCACUUUCAUUUCCCAAGGGAGAUCAUAAGUCUAAGAAUCCUCAGGCAAAUGUCUCGACCGAGAAGCUCGCCGCAGUUUCAGUACCUACCGAAAAAGGAAAGGUUCGGAGACGACGGAGGCGCGUCGAGGAACACGCUCUCGUCGAGACAGAAACAGGGGAAGUACGGUUUCACGAGGAAAUGUGGGAGAUUGGUGAAGGAACAAAGAGCUCGCUUCUACAUCAUGAGGAGAUGCGUCGUUAUGCUUAUUUGCUGGACUGAUCAUAAUAAUAACAACUCCGAGGACUCCUAAAUCAACAUCAAAACCCUACCUCGCUCUUCUUCUUCUUGCCUCUGUUUUAAACUAUAAGAGUAGAUUAGAUACAAAUGUACAUAUAGGCAGGAUUCUACUUUCUGGUUGGAAUUUAGAUUUCAAUGUUUGUGUUUGCUUUUCGUAAUUUAUUUCAGUGUAUGCACUUGAACAAUAGAGGAUAUAAAGCAAUUAGUAUAAAACGGUGAAUUAGAUUCGUU